AUGUGGUUCAGAAGAGAUGAAAAAGAGAUCAUCGAUCACGACGAUAAAAACUCCCUUGGAGAAAAAGUUAUCACCAAGAGAACCAAUGAAGAACAUGACUUGUUUACUGAUACAAGUAGUAUCAACACCGAUAAGGCUUCUAGCGUAGAUGGUCCAGGUCACACAAAGAGAACAUUGUACAAUAGACAUUUGCAACUUAUAGCCAUUGGUGGUUCUAUUGGUACCGGUUUGUUUGUCACUAUUGGUACCACAGGGUUAGUUAAUGGUGGACCUUUAGGGUUAUUAUUAUCAUAUUGCAUUUCUACAUUGUUGAUUCUUUUGUUGACUACGGCUACUGGAGAAAUGGUGCUGUACAUGCCACUAGAUGCCCCAUUUUUAAAUAUGGCUGGUCGCGUCAUUGACCCUGCUUUUGAAGCUGCGGUUUCAGUCAAUUUUUGGAUUAUGCAAAGUCUUUAUAUUCCGUUUGAAAUUACUGCCGUCAAUGGUAUAAUUCAUUUCUGGCGUGAUGAUUACUCGCCUGCCAUCACUUUUGUUAUUCAAAUUGCCAUUUAUGCAGCCAUCAAUUUGUACGCAGUCCGCGUGUUUGGUGAAUGCGAGUUUUGGUUUUCGUUGGCAAAGUUGGCGCUUUGCAUUGGGUUGGUAUUUUUCACAUUGGUUACCAUGUGUGGUGGAAACCCUCAGCAUGAUGCUUUUGGUUUUAGAAAUUGGCAUGUUGCUGGUGGUCCCAUUGGAAUGAAAUAUGCAACUGGGAAUUUAGGUAGGUUCCAAGGUUUCUUGGCCUCACUCAGAUUGUCAAGUUCAUUUACUUGUGUUGGUAGUGAAUACUUGAGUAUGACUGCUGGUGAAUGCGUGAAUCCCAGAAUCAAUAUGCCCAUUGCUUUUAGGACUGUGUUGUACCGUUUGGUGGCAUUUUACAUUGGCGGUGCGUUAUCGGUUUCAAUCUUGAUUGCCUACAACGAUCCCAAAUAUGUCGCAUUAACGUCAGACACUUCAAGUGCUGCUUCUUCGCCAUACGUUGUUGCGAUGCAAAAUUUGGGAAUUCAGGUGCUACCACACAUAGUCAAUGGGGUUGUACUAACGUCGGCUUUCUCAGCUGGUUGCUCAUACACAUACACUUCUUCGAGAUGUUUGUACAAUUUGGCCAAGAAGGGAUUUGUGCCAAGAUUUUUCAAAAUCUGUACUAAAAGAGGUAUUCCUAUUUACUGUGUCUUUGUUUCCUGCUGUUUCGCCUUAUUGUCAUUGUUACAGCUUGGAAAGUCGGGAAGUAAGGCGUUGAACUAUAUGGUCAAUUUGUGUACGGGUUCCCAAGUUCUUAAUUAUGGAUUCAUGGGCAUUAUUUACAUUGGAUUUUACCACGCGGUGAAAGCACAAGGAAUCGACCGUUCAAAAUUCACCUACAGAUCGUGGUUUCAACCAUAUUCCAUUUAUUUCACUACGUUUAUGUAUUGGUGCAUUAUUGGAAUCUUGGGUUACCAAGUAUUUAUGCCCGGUAUGUGGACAGUUGAUGAUUUCUUGUUCAGUUACGUUAUGAUCUUUGUUUCGUUGGCUGUCUUCAUUGUCUGGAAAGUAAUAAAGAAGACCAAAUUUAUUAAGCCUAUUGAUGCUGAUUUGACAACCGGUCUUGACGAAAUUGAGGCCCAUGAAGCUGAGUACCACUCACAGUUGGAAGAAAGCAGUCAGGACGAAAAGAAGAGUAGGUGGAAAGGGUACUUGAAUUGGGUAUUCUAA
Lodderomyces margitis is the source of this 1728-nucleotide messenger RNA. RefSeq names its product AGP2. Gene Ontology annotation, cellular component: membrane. Gene Ontology annotation, molecular function: amino acid transmembrane transporter activity. NCBI's taxonomy places the organism in Eukaryota, Fungi, Ascomycota, Pichiomycetes, Serinales, Debaryomycetaceae. Gene Ontology annotation, biological process: amino acid transmembrane transport. The coding region runs from base 1 to 1728 and encodes 575 amino acids. The transcript has a single exon. The record is from RefSeq and is a predicted model, not a curated record.